UAGUGGAAACGUAAUUUUUGGAAACAUAAAAGGAAAACGGUGGAAAACUAGAAUAAUAACAGAUUAUAUUUGAAAUACAUUUGUGUGUGACUCGGAGUUGUUUUUCUUGCAGUUUGAACGUAAAUUUGAUAAACCAUAACGUUAGAAAAACUACUCGGUUUUUUAAAACGAAAUGUAUACGAACAGCAAUAUUUAGAUUUCUAUAGAAACAAUACUUGCAGAUGGAUUUCCACGCCGUUAUUAUUAAUGACGACGGGAAAAGUUGCUGAUAAAUCAAAUUAUAAGAAUCGAAAGUCGAUUUGGGAGGGGAUGAGACGAUCUAAUUGAGACGACGAAUCGUUUAUAAUGAUCGCGUGAUUUGAUUACAAUUAAUAUUGCUCGAUGAAAUAUUAUUACCAUUUGGUUUCUGCGCGCGGACGGGUGACGGCGCAAGGGACGCGGUUUGGCGCUGCCACCCGAGCGCGCGGCGGACACAAGGGCUCCGUAGACGGACUCCGCCCACCGAUGGGGUUCCUGACGGGGCGGGGUGGAGUUUGUCGGGCGCGCGCUAGUGCCAGCCGAAGAGCAGCGCGUAUGCCCGCGAGACACCACCGCGGACCAGACGUACGCAGUCGUGUGGAUUGAACCGUACACACAGUCCGUCUCGGUUGAUCGCCUCUCUCUCCAACCGACACAAACUGUAACGUCAAACGAGUGUGUACGCGUAUAGGUAUGUGCGAACGCGAAAAAUACAACGAAUCCAAAACAACAGUCGAGUCCCGCCGAUUUUCCGAGAAAUAAUUUUGACUGUUUGCUGCCAACUUCGAGUUGCGCUUCGGCCGCUUGCGGAUCGCCAACACUGUCGUGGUAUUGCUGUUACCGUUAAAAAAAAUAAUAAUAACCAGUAGUCCAGUGGUCGGCUCGUGCACAGCACCCGCAGUGUAUAAAAACAAUAUAAGUACGCUAUUAGUAUACCAACGGUAUCCAAAGUUGUAACCGAACGUGGUAACGUGAUAACGGCAACGAAUGCGUCGAGGGUCAACGCAUUAAAUCGUCAGACCUUUUACUGGUGUUGGGUCUUUACGGAAAAGGGACGUGGGGGUCCGUCAAAACGUUGCUUGGAGCUGGGGUGGGGGGGCUCGGGCCUUUCCCUUGUCGAGAAAACGAACCUUUCUGGAAAAUGCCUCAUAAAGUUAUUCCUGAUAACUUGUUGGGUAGAUGAAGUUUUCUUAAGGCUUUUUUCAACAAUAACAAAACAAUAAUGAAAUUGCGUCAAAGCACAAAUCCUCCAUGAUUGUUUUAUUCAUCAAAAUCACUCUAAAUUGAAUUAUUUUUUUAACAAAACUUAAAGACGAUUCGGAUCAUUGCAAUAUGACGGCAGCGGCCGCUGCGAUGGUGCAGAGCUCAGCAGCUCUGUUCGGUUGUUCGGCGGCCGGUCACAGUGGCAUCAAUCAACUUGGCGGUGUUUACGUCAACGGAAGACCUUUGCCUGACUCUACCAGACAAAGAAUCGUCGAGCUUGCACAUUCGGGUGCUCGGCCGUGUGACAUAUCUCGCAUACUACAAGUUUCCAACGGAUGCGUUUCAAAAAUUUUAGGACGGUAUUAUGAAACCGGUUCGAUAAAGCCGCGUGCCAUUGGUGGCUCUAAGCCUCGCGUAGCCACCAAUGGUGUAGUGAAUAAGAUUGCCGACUACAAACGUGAAUGUCCGUCCAUCUUCGCAUGGGAGAUCAGGGAUCGGUUGUUGUCCGAAGGAGUAUGUAGCAACGAUAACAUACCAAGUGUGUCUUCCAUCAACCGAGUUCUUAGAAACUUGGCAGCUCAAAAAGAACACCAGGCGUCGUCAGCUCAUCAAACUAGUGGUAUCGGUGGUGGAGCCGGUGGUGUUGGAGGCACCGCUGAGUCCGUGUACGAUAAAUUGCGUAUGUUCAAUGGGCAAACCGGAUGGCCCUGGUAUGCAGCACCACCACCUCCGGGACCGGGUGCCCACGGAGGCACUCCAUCACCACAUCAUCCAGCUUUAAUAGGAUCUGCUGGCCACCAUCCUGGCAAUCCAGCUGCGUCGUUGGCUGCCACAGCAGCGUCACUAACCGUAUCCAGAGACGACAUACAACGAAGAGCAGCUGAAUUAGCCCCUGAAAGUACGUCAGAUGGCAACUCUGAGCACAACUCUUCAGCCGACGACGAUUCCCAACUAAGACUUAGACUGAAAAGAAAAUUGCAAAGAAACAGAACAAGUUUUACCAAUGAUCAAAUAGACAGCUUAGAAAAAGAAUUUGAAAGAACUCAUUAUCCUGACGUUUUUGCCAGAGAAAGGCUGGCAGACAACAUAUCACUGCCAGAAGCUAGAAUUCAGGUAUGGUUUAGUAACCGAAGAGCGAAAUGGAGACGCGAAGAAAAACUGCGAAAUCAAAGGAGAGGCGGUAGUCUGGACCAGCAAAACGGGAGCACUCCGGCCGCACUUUCUUCGUCUUCAGCAUCCGUCAGCCCUCCGGCAGUGACCACUUCGAACGCGGGUGGCAGUGCCAGCGGAGGCAAUGGAGGUACCAUCGCCACUCCGGGAGGUCACAAUAAUCGUUUGGCUUCAAUUCAAGCGGCUGGCUUUAAUCAUAUGUAUCAGUCUAUAUCUCAACCGAUUGCCACUAUGUCAACGGAUAACUAUGGUUCCAUGUCGAGUAUGGUAACUAGCGGACACCAUCACCAUCACCAUCAUCAUCACCCGGCAAGUUCUUAUCCAUACAUGUUCCACCAUCCUCCACCUGAGUCACUGUAUAACCACCCUGUAUCGUCUGCUCCUCGAGUACCUUGUCAACCAGCUCCAGCACAUUCUGUCAAUGCCAACACCCACCCCGCCGCAUACCCGACGUCUAACCAUCACGCAUCGAACACGUCACCCGGAGCUACCGCAGGCACUGGAGUGAUUUCUGCUGGUGUAUCGGUGCCCGUUCAAAUACCGCUCAGUCAAGCACCGGAGCACACUUACUGGUCCAGAUUACAAUAAUUACCGAAGCUAUUAACUUUGGUUAAUGUACGUUAACUUGUAGUGAUCUGAAUUUGUUUUGUAAAUCAAAAAUAUAUAUAUAUUUUUUUUUU
Daktulosphaira vitifoliae (grape phylloxera) is the source of this 3071-nucleotide messenger RNA. RefSeq names its product paired box protein Pax-6-like. Bases 1351 to 2979 code for a protein of 542 amino acids. Gene Ontology annotation, biological process: regulation of transcription by RNA polymerase II; anatomical structure development. The record is from RefSeq and is a predicted model, not a curated record. Gene Ontology annotation, molecular function: RNA polymerase II cis-regulatory region sequence-specific DNA binding; DNA-binding transcription factor activity, RNA polymerase II-specific. The transcript is spliced from 11 exons. NCBI's taxonomy places the organism in Eukaryota, Metazoa, Arthropoda, Insecta, Hemiptera, Phylloxeridae.